This is a messenger RNA of Haliaeetus leucocephalus (bald eagle), 1468 nucleotides long. It is a transcript of the gene PITPNB, whose product is annotated as phosphatidylinositol transfer protein, beta. Gene Ontology annotation, cellular component: cytoplasm. The annotation marks the transcript as partial. Gene Ontology annotation, molecular function: phosphatidylcholine intramembrane carrier activity; phosphatidylinositol transfer activity; phosphatidylcholine binding. The transcript has 10 exons. The record is from RefSeq and is a predicted model, not a curated record. NCBI's taxonomy places the organism in Eukaryota, Metazoa, Chordata, Aves, Accipitriformes, Accipitridae. Gene Ontology annotation, biological process: phospholipid transport.
UUGUUGAAUUUGCUCUUUUCCUCUUUCAGCCGAGUGGUUUUACCUUGCUCAGUGCAAGAGUAUCAAGUUGGGCAACUUUAUUCUGUGGCAGAAGCUAGCAAAAAUGAAACAGGAGGCGGUGAAGGAAUUCAAGUCUUAAAAAAUGAGCCUUAUGAAAAGGAUGGCGAGAAGGGACAAUAUACUCACAAAAUCUAUCAUUUAAAGAGUAAAGUUCCUGGUUUUGUAAGGAUGAUUGCUCCAGAAGGCUCCCUGGUGUUCCAUGAGAAGGCUUGGAAUGCAUAUCCCUACUGUAGAACAAUUGUGACAAAUGAAUAUAUGAAAGAUGACUUCUUCAUAAAAAUUGAGACCUGGCAUAAACCAGAUUUGGGGACAUCAGAGAACGUGCACAAUUUAGAUCCAAACACAUGGAAGACUGUUGAAAUUGUCCAUAUUGACAUUGCAGAUAGAACUCAAGUAGAACCAGGAGACUACAAAGCUGAUGAAGACCCUGCGUUAUUCCAGUCAGUUAAGACGAAGAGAGGACCUUUGGGGCCAAAUUGGAAGAAAGAGCUAGCAACUGACGAAGAGUGUCCUAAAAUGUGUGCUUACAAGUUGGUGACUAUCAAAUUUAAAUGGUGGGGACUGCAGAACAAAGUUGAAAACUUUAUACAAAAGCAAGAAAAAAGGAUAUUUACCAACUUUCAUCGCCAGCUGUUCUGUUGGAUUGACAAGUGGAUUGAUCUGACUAUGGAAGACAUUAGGAGAAUGGAGGAUGAAACUCAAAAGGAGCUGGAAGCGUUACGUAAUCAAGGCCAAGUCAGAGGAACAAGUGCUGCCAAUGAUGAAUGAUGAUGGAUUUAACCGUCACAUGCAGUGUUGAUAUACAAAUGUGUGUGUGGAUGCAUGAUUAUUUGUAUAUAAUUAUAUAUACGCACAUGCAUACUGAAGGGGGUUGUUACAGUGUCUCCAGGGUACUAUACCUGUCCUCAGCAAAGAUUCAAAGGAAACUGCUUUCAUUAUGUAUACCUGAAGCAAAUAAAAAUCAACUGAGUAGUGUCAUUUAAAGGAUGAAUUAACUGCAGAAUUAUGCUAACUGGUAUGUUUCAUGAAUGUCAAUACUGGACCAAUUUAUUCCCUACUUGUUUUUUUCCUGUCUUGAGUCGCUCUGCUAUAACUUGCCCAUAUCUCAUUGUAAAGAAAGACAUUCAGAUAAGUUCAUUUCAGUUUUGUCUUCUCUAUGUGAUUAUUUUUGGAAUAGGAACAAUGAAUGUAUUUAUAGCUAUUUAUUUCUGGAUUGUCAUUAUCCUAUAGUCAAAUCAAAAAAAAAUUCUAUUAGUAGAAAUUGGAAGACUUUUACUGUUAAAUAAGUUUAACCCAAACUUUACCCAUUCACUGAUUUAAAAGAAAAAAAAAUCAUGUUUUAUUGGACUUUUGUACAUUGAAAUGCUAAUGUUUUUUCUUCAUUAAAAUUGGCAAGAUUAAGGAAAAA